AUGGCUAAGUCGAAGAACCACACGAACCACAACCAGAUCCGCAAGGCUCACCGUAACGGUAUCAAGAAGGUGAAAAUCCCCAAGAAGAUUUCAACCAAGGGGAUGUGCCCCAAGUUCUUGCGCAACCAAAAGUUCUGCAAGAAGUACUUGAACGUCCCCGCUUCUGAGCGCUCCAGCUAA
Messenger RNA from Babesia sp. Xinjiang, 180 nucleotides. RefSeq names its product 60S ribosomal protein L29-1. NCBI's taxonomy places the organism in Eukaryota, Apicomplexa, Aconoidasida, Piroplasmida, Babesiidae. The transcript is spliced from 3 exons. Gene Ontology annotation, biological process: cytoplasmic translation. Gene Ontology annotation, molecular function: structural constituent of ribosome. Bases 1 to 180 code for a protein of 59 amino acids. The record is from RefSeq and is a predicted model, not a curated record. Gene Ontology annotation, cellular component: ribosome; cytosolic large ribosomal subunit.